Podarcis muralis (Common wall lizard) is the source of this 1984-nucleotide messenger RNA. RefSeq lists its product as uncharacterized. Gene Ontology annotation, molecular function: transmembrane signaling receptor activity. Lineage: Eukaryota; Metazoa; Chordata; Lepidosauria; Squamata; Lacertidae. The record is from RefSeq and is a predicted model, not a curated record. Gene Ontology annotation, cellular component: plasma membrane.
CCGGUCCACUGAAAUGCAUUUACAUUAUUCUCCUCAGCUAGCAUGUGUGUUUCUUAAUAUAAAGGGGGGAGGGAAUACACUAACCACAGCUGCUUGCAUACUAAGGAUUGCAGAACAGAAUCUGUCCUUUUCCCCCAUUUCUGAAGAAGGCUGAGCACUUCCGCUUUCAGGGGCGGGGGUUAAGUUAUCGCCAGUGAGCUUUGAAGAUUCUCUUUCCUGCCAGAAACUUGUGAGAGUAUCUUGAGGCCUCUGGGAGAGAUUGGCUACCCUUUACCUCCCUCCAACUUCAGCAGAGAAGAGAAGCAGAAUCAUGAGACCGUUGAGGGUGUUGUCUCUCCUGGGCUGGGUGCUAAUUUCAGGUAAAGAAGAGAAAAAUGCUACGUCAAGGCCACAGAUCUUGAACCAUAAGGAGGAAGUCUGCCAAAAUGCAUGGGAUGUCACUACUGAAAGUCCAGAGACAGAAGACUCGAGAGACAAAGGGUGGAAAGCAAAAGAGACAUGGCAACUGACUGGUCCAGUUGAAGUGCAUGGAUUUGAAGGGCAAUCUCUCUCUUUGUGCUGCCAUUAUCAACAAACCUAUGAAGAUAACACUAAGAGCUGGUGCAAAAUGAAAGAAGGCUUAUUGUUAGAUUCCUGCGAAACUUUAAUAUCAUCAGAUGGAAAGGUGAACAUGGGCAGAGUCUCCCUCAGAGAGAAUAAGAAAGAGCACUACUUUCAAGUGACCAUGGACAAUUUGCAUCUGAAUGAUUCCGGUGUUUAUCGCUGUGUUAUAGAUCGUCCAUACCUUUUCAGUAUCAGACACAGGGUGAACGUGACAGUUUCUCCAGAUCCAGAAGAAAAGUUAUCAUCUACAGAAACACCAGAAUUUAUCACCUACGUAGUAAAGUCUACCCACGGCCCAGAUCCUACAGAGACCCCCCCAGAAUCAAAGCUCUACAUUUUGAUAUAUAGUAUCAUUCCACUAUUUAUUCUUGUCUUACUUGCAACUGUGGUGCUGCUUGUGAUGUCAAGGAAGACGAAAACAGAAUCACAUUUUCAGAGAAAAGAGGAGCUAAGUCUACCAGAAAGGAUGCCUACCCACAAUACUGAAGAUACUCAGAAUGAGAACACCAUUUCUGACCAGCCCCCAGACCAUAAUGGGGCGGGACUCUACAGGAUUGUUAAGGUCCUUCCUGAAAAUGACUAUGAAGAGAUUCACUCCCAGGAAAAGACUCCAGAGGAGCAAGAUGAGGUGUCUUAUGCCAGACUGGAUAUUUCAGAUCAUCAUGGUCACAUCUACGACAACAUAAAUCUCUCCAGGCCAGCCCACCCAGAGACACCUGCUCAGGAGGUCUUUUAUACAGAGGUGAAGCCUGACCAUUAAAAAUAUAUAUAUAUAUAUAUAUAUAUAUAUAUAUAUAUAUAUAUAUAUCCAAAAGUGUUUCUCUCAGUGCACUGUCAUGUGGGUUUUGUUAUCCAGGCUCCAGACCACUUCUCUAGCUCAGAGACCCUUCCCCUUUAAAAGAGUAACUUGCAAUAAAAUGAGGUUGAAUCACUGCUCUGCUUCAACAAAACCAGCUGCUGGGAAACUGGAAAGUGACAGCAGAUCCUACUCUUACAGUAAAAGGAAAAUGAUGGAUCUGCAUUAGCUGCAACCACAUACAGUGAGAAAGCAUAUGCCAGAGAGGUAAAUAUAAUUUGAGCAGGGAGGGAGGCUUUAAUGUACCUUAAUGCAUGACUAUAUUCUGUUUAUUUGCAGAAUACCUUCCCCAGAAAGAUUUGCCUACUGCAGCAAUUUGGGCACCAGGUGUUUUUUAUCCCAGGCCUUUUAAUUUCAAUUAUAUGCUUUAGUAGUGUAUUAGGUCUGGCCCCAAAUUGAUUACUUUUUGCUGGGUGUGGUGGUGUUUUCCAGCUAGUGCUUAUACAGUGGUACCUCUGGUUACGUACUUAAUUCAUUCCAGAGGUCCAUUCUUAACCUGAAACUGUUCUUAACCUGAAGCACCAC